Jaculus jaculus (lesser Egyptian jerboa) is the source of this 809-nucleotide messenger RNA. RefSeq names its product ERH mRNA splicing and mitosis factor (gene Erh). The coding region runs from base 110 to 424 and encodes 104 amino acids. The record is from RefSeq and is a predicted model, not a curated record. Lineage: Eukaryota; Metazoa; Chordata; Mammalia; Rodentia; Dipodidae. The transcript has 4 exons.
CGGCGGCUCCUCUCGCGGGGAUUGGCUGUUUGGCGGUGUUGCGGCUGAGCUCGUGUGCGGCAGCGGUGUCGGUGGCAGCGGCGGCGGCUGCAGCAAAGCGUUUGGCGCGAUGUCUCACACCAUUUUGCUGGUACAGCCUACCAAGAGGCCAGAAGGCAGAACUUACGCUGACUAUGAAUCUGUGAAUGAGUGCAUGGAAGGCGUUUGUAAAAUGUAUGAAGAACAUCUGAAGAGAAUGAAUCCCAACAGCCCUUCCAUCACAUAUGACAUCAGCCAGUUGUUUGAUUUUAUUGAUGAUCUGGCAGAUCUCAGCUGCCUUGUUUACCGAGCUGAUACCCAGACAUACCAGCCUUAUAACAAAGACUGGAUCAAAGAGAAGAUCUACGUGCUGCUUCGUCGGCAGGCCCAGCAGGCUGGAAAAUGAGGUGGAAGCAUUAGGGGGCUGGGGGUGGGCUUGGAACACAGGUGUGUACAGCGUGCUGUAGUGGAAGUUUUGUAUUAUAGUAAUCCUGUUUCCAUUUUGUUACACUCUAGCCAAGAUUGAAUGUACUAGAUGAAACGUGAGAAUCUUUUUCAUCGGAAACCUCCAUUGCCCCUUUUUUCUUUCUUUUUUUUUUACUUAAACAUUUUUAUAAUUUAGUGGAAAUUGUUCUUUGUCAAUUAAUGUUAGUUUCUAGUCCUUCAAACCAUUCAUAUCUGGUUUAUAACAUUCACUGAACUAACCCUUCUAGAUGGGGUGGGGGUUGGUGACACCAUUUAGUUAUGUCCUCCAGAUAAGGUUUUAGUGAAAAAUAAAUGUUCUUUAGUUA